AUGUCUGAAGAGUUAAGAGACGAAGAGUUGGUGAGCGAUGACGAGGAGUCCGGAAGUGAUUCAGAGAUAGAAGACACGGAAGAGAUGGAGACGGAGGGCAACGGCGCUGAAGAGCAACCUCUGGUGCGGCGGACAUACAUCCCAACUGUGGUCGACAACAACGAGGAACUGGACUUCGAUGAGAGCGCAUACGUGUUGUACAGAAAGGCUCAGACAGAGUAUCCGUGUCUUAGCUUUGAUAUCGUGGCCGACAGACUGGGCGCCGGACCCGAGAGGGCCGACAAUUACCCGCUGUCUUGUACUCUUGUGGCCGGAACUCAGUCGGGAAAAGCCGAUGGAAAUAAGGUAUUAGUGCUCCGAAUGUCAGGUCUUCACCAAAUCAAACACAAAGAGGAGAAAGAAGACAAUGAAAGCGAUGACAGCAGUGAUAGUGAGGAGGAAGAGCCGGAACCACAAUUGGAUUGCAUUCCUAUUGAACACAGGGGUUGUGUUAACCGAAUCAGAAGCACAUCAGUGAACGGCAAGUGUUUGUGCGGCACGUGGUCUGAGUCGGGAACUGUAUUCCUAUGGGAUUUCACACAAGCCGUGGAAGCCGUCAACGAUUCCGAACUCGUCAACCAAUUCAUCAAAAAUAAGACUUCAGUGAAACCCAUAUUUAGUUUUAGUGGACAUCGAGUGGAAGGCUAUGGUCUGGACUGGUCUUCACUCAAACCGGGACUUCUGGCGACCGGCGACUGCAGGAAAAACAUAUUCAUUUGGAAGCCCACGGAAUCAAAUGCUUGGGCCGUCGACCAAAAGGCACUCAUUGGCCACAAAGAGUCUGUCGAAGACCUUCAAUGGUCUCCGAGCGAAGAGAAUGUGUUGGCCUCUUGUUCUGUGGACCAGUCGAUCCGCAUUUGGGACAUUCGGGCCAAACAGUCGUCCAGUUGUAUGCUGUCCGUCGAAUCGGCUCAUGACUCCGAUAUUAACGUUAUUUCUUGGAAUAAAACUGAGAAAACAUUCAUUGCUUCCGGUGGUGACGACGGAGUGAUUAAGAUAUGGGAUUUAAGACAAUUCAAGUCGAAAGCGCCAAAACCUAUCGCUGCGUUCAAACACCACAUCUCACACAUCACUUCAGUCGAGUGGCACCCGACGGACGGCACUGUAUUCGCCGCCUCUGGCGAUGACAAUCAGCUGACACUCUGGGACUUAGCCGUCGAGAAAGACAACAUCAAUGAUUGCGAUGAAUCCGAAGUGAACGAAUUGCCGCCACAACUGUUGUUCAUACAUCAGGGACAAACUGAAAUCAAAGAACUCCAUUGGCACAAACAGAUCCCGGGGCUCAUUAUCAGUACGGCAUCCAAUGGCAUCGAUCUGUUCCGCACUAUAAGUGUUUAG
Oppiella nova is the source of this 1377-nucleotide messenger RNA. The record is from the annotation of a GenBank genome assembly. NCBI's taxonomy places the organism in Eukaryota, Metazoa, Arthropoda, Arachnida, Sarcoptiformes, Oppiidae.